CUCUCUCUCUCUCUCUCUCUCUCUCUCUCUCUCUCUCUCUUUCUUUCACGGUGGGGAAGUUGACUGCCAAACAGUAGGUGGAAUUUUACUGGAGGGAAAUCCCAUCCUGGGGUUAGGGUGAUGUUUACAGGGGUGUAAGGAUCCAUCAGAACUCAUUGAACUACACGAAAAGUCCUUAAAGGAAAAAAUGCAAGAAAAAAUGUAAUCACAGUACAACGUAUGUCUUGUGUGUGAAUCUUGUCCCAAAUCAACAAUGUUGUGCCUCUGGUAGAAUUACACUCAGGGAAUGGAGAUGAGAGCAGUUUAGGGAAGGGCCGAGAAUGUGGGCUGUGGGAAAGGCUGCCCGGGGCCAGCUAAGCCCUGCCCUCUCAUCACACAGCGCAUAAUGUCCAAAAAACAUAAGCACAUUCCUCUCCCUUCUCUCUAGUGGCCGGCAGCCUCUGCCCCUAUGAAUCUGAACUAGCUCAUCUUUCAAGAUACACAGUCAGGCAGGGGAACCACGGCAACAGGAACAAGCUGGCCACAUCAGGUCUACUGUCAGGAAGCAGAGAGGGAUGAAUGUGUGGGCAGUUCAGCUCCCUUUCUCCAUCUCCUAUAGGCGAGCCUUCCCGCUUCAAUUAACAUAGUAAAAACACGCCCACCAGAGGUGAGCCACUAAGGCUAACUAACCAUCACUGUGUGCAAGCACUCAGCGCUGAACUACAUCUCCAGCACAUUCUAUUUACCCGUUCAUUUAUCAAUGCAGAGUUGAUUGCUUCAAACUUUUGGCUUUUAUUCCUUUUCCUUUUUUGUUUUCUUUUGGUUUUUUUUUUGUUGUUGUUGUUGUUUUUGUUUUUCGAGACAGGGUUUCUCUCUAGCUUUGGAACCUGUCCUGGAGUUCACUCCAUAGACCAGGCUGGCCUUGAACUCCACAGAGAUCUGCCUGCUGGAUUUAAAGGCCUGUGCCACCACUGCCCAGCCCUUUCCCUUAUUUUUAAAAGCUUUUAAAACUGGGUGUAGUGCCUCAAUCCCAACACCCAGGAGGCAGAGGCAGGCAGAUUUCUGUGAGUUCAAGGCCAGCCUGGUUUACAAAGUGAGUUCCAGGACAGCUAGGGCUGUUAUACAGAGAAACCCUGUUAUAUAUAUAUAAAGAUUUGUGGUGUGUGUGUGUCUGCCUACUGUAACAUUGGUUUGGAAGUCAUAGGCAACCUGCAGGAGUCAGUUCUCCCCUUCCACAACGUGGGUCCCAGUGGUUAAACGCAGGCAGUUUGUCAUGUUUACCUACUGGGUCACCUCACUAAUAUACACACACAUUUAAAAAGUUAACAUCUGCCAGGCAUGGUGGCUCGUGCCUGUAAUCCCAGCAUGCAGGAGCCUGAGGCAUGAGGGCCACACAUUCUAGAAUAGCCUGGCCACACAGGAAGAUGUCUCUCAAAAAAAAUCAAACAAAACAAAAAAGUUAUUGUCUUAGUUAGGGCUAUUAUUGCCGUGGUGAAACACCAUGAUCAAAAGCAGCUUGGGGAGGAAAGGGUUUAUUUGGCUUGUUCUGCCUCAUCACUGCUUUUCACUGAAGGAAAACAGGGCAGGAACCUGAGGGCAGGGGCCGAUGCAGGGGCCACGGAGAGGAGCUGUUCACUGGCUUGCACUCUCUGGAUUGCUCAUCCUGCCUUCUUAGAGAACCCAGGACCACCAGUCCAGGAGUGGCACCACCCACAAUGGCUGGUUCCUUCCCCAUCAAUCACUCAUUAAGAAAACUCCCCAGGCUUGCCUACUUCUCAGUCUUAAAGAGGCAUGUUCUUAUUUGACUUCAGCUGUGUGUGUGUCAAGGUGACAUAAAGUUACCCAGCACAGUCAGCAAGCUAGUAUCCGACUUUACAUAGUCAGGCCACUAAUCAACAUUAAGACGUUAAUUAAGGGCUGGGGGGGGGGCAGUUGCAUGUGUAAAGUGCUCGCUGUGCAAGCACAAGGACGUGAGUUUGAUUCCUAGCACCCGGGGGAAAAGCCAGGUAUGAGUGAACACUUGCAGCCCCAGCACCGGGGAGAUGGAGACUGGAGAAUCCCUGGGAAUCUGUGAGUCCCAAAUAAGGUGGAAAAAAAAAGGUGGAAGACUCCUGAGGAAUGAUAGCCAACGUCGUUCUCUAGCCUACACACACACACACACACACACACACACACACACACACACACAACUAAAGACAAAAGUAAGCAGGAAGUGCCACUUAGUGGGUAAAGGUACUUGCUGACAAGCCUGGCAACCCGGGUUGGAUCCAGGAGACCCACACGGUGGAAUGUUCUCAAGCAGUCACACAUACACAAACAAUAAAUAAGUAGACUUUUAAAAGCAAAUCAGGCGUACGGCCUCCAUGGACUAUGAGCAUGCACACAGCAGUCUGCUUGCCUUAUCUCCACGGUAUGGCUAAGUUUCCUUUGCCAUCCCUCCCCCGUUAUGAGAGCGGGUGAUCUGGUGGCAUUGGCCGGUUUGUUCCAGAGGGCCGGUUUGUUCCAGAAAUCUUCAGUGAGAAGGGCACUGCUGAAAUCUACAUCACUAGGCUGCCAUAACAUGUCCGGAGAUGACGCCUGCAAGCUGCCUGCCAGAGAGCCUGACAGCAGGGGGCCCUUAAGACAUAGGAGUACAUAUUGUUAUGUGACAACCAGGGUGGGGGUGGGGAACUGGUUAUGAAUCAGAGGAGCGGGUGGCCCUGCCUCCUGUCAUGGAGGGGACUGCAGCAGGGGCCUGGGCCCCUCUGUGCCAUAAUGCUGGGGGACCUGAUAUUUUUUCUGAGGAGUUUCCAUGGGUUUCUUGCUUCUUCUGGCACCACAGGAGCCAUCUUGGCUUGGUUGAUAAGCUUUAAGCCAGCCUUGUUUGGCUUCCUCUUCCUUCUGCUAUUGCUCAGCAACUGGCUAGUCAAGCAUGAACUCAAUCAGGCUCCCUGCCAGCCCCAGACGCUGGCAGAAAAGGCGACGGCUCCAGAAGUCAACCCCAAUUAUGCCACGGAGAGAGAGUUGGAGAAAAUGAAUGUUUGCUUCGCUCUCCAGGAUAAGGUCCUGGAACGGCUGCUGUUCAGCGAGAUGAAGCUGAAGGCCUUGGAAAAUCAGAUGUUCAUCAUAUGGAAUAAACUGAAUCACCGCCGGUGGCACAGCAGACACCGGAACUUCUCCAGGAGGUGGCACAGGAAAAGAAGGAAUGACUCUACUUUCUCCAUCGUCUCUAACUACACCACCAACACCCCCACCGAAUGCGACUGA
Alexandromys fortis (reed vole) is the source of this 3225-nucleotide messenger RNA. It is a transcript of the gene Tex46, whose product is annotated as testis expressed 46. Lineage: Eukaryota; Metazoa; Chordata; Mammalia; Rodentia; Cricetidae. Bases 2656 to 3225 code for a protein of 189 amino acids. The record is from RefSeq and is a predicted model, not a curated record. The transcript is spliced from 2 exons.